Fonticula alba is the source of this 880-nucleotide messenger RNA. RefSeq lists its product as hypothetical. Gene Ontology annotation, biological process: mitochondrial respiratory chain complex IV assembly. The coding region runs from base 133 to 552 and encodes 139 amino acids. NCBI's taxonomy places the organism in Eukaryota, Rotosphaerida, Fonticulaceae. Gene Ontology annotation, cellular component: mitochondrial inner membrane. The record is from RefSeq and is a predicted model, not a curated record. The transcript has 3 exons.
AACCCCUCCCCCCUUUUUUCUCUCCCCCUCCCCUUCCGUCUCCGGCCCCCCUUGCCAUCCGCCAGCCCCCUUGUCUCCUGGUGCUUGAUCUCCUUCUCGUUCCCCCCUCCCCGCCCCCCAACCAGGCACCAAAUGCUCCCCUCGUCCUUUACUCCGAUGUCUUUCCUAUCGUCUUCCCUGUUCAAGGGGCGGACCGCCCGUCUGGCAGUGGGCGUGGCAGCCGGCCUCGGCGUCUGGGCUGUGGUUCUUUCGGCCGCUGUCAACUACGGCAAGACCUGUUCCCCGCUGGUGGUGGACAUUCUUUUCAACUUGCGCACUGCCCCCGUCCUGCACCACUACCUCGGCGAGCCGAUCACCACCGGCUACUGGAUCAAUGGACCAAUCAACCACUAUAAGGGCGUCGCCGACAUCAACUUCCGUGUGUCCGGACCCAAGGACAACGGGCGCAUCUUCGUCAAUGCACGCCGCAGGAUUGGCCCGUGGUACCUGUCCGAGGUGAAGCUGGUCCUGGACAGCGACCCGGACAACCCGCUCCUCCUGCGUGUGGCGUAAGUGCGCCCCGCCGCUGUGGCCGUUAUCCACACCGCAUCAGCUGGAGGUGGUCAGGAGAGGGUGCCUCGCCGGGCAUUUCCCCACUCCACCCGACUUAGAGGGGUGGCUCGGCUUGCCGGGGCUGGCCGGCAUCCCACCCUCGCCAUCCCCUGCCCCUCCGUUUCUGGUGACAUGUGCGCGUGUGUUUGCGGGGGCGCCCACCUGCCGCUGCAUGCAUUGGCCCGGCCUUCCUUGCUUCCCUCUCUGCUCCGUUAGCCUCGUGUUCCGCGCAUGUGUGUGCCUUCGCCGACCUCCGCUCGCUCCGAACAAUACAAAAUAGUUAGAUAGA